AUGCCAGUUUAUUCAAUAUCCCAUGUGGAGAAUGUACGGGUCUGUGUUGUUAUGGUGGGACUUCCAGCCAGGGGAAAAUCCUUGAUUGCUCAAAAGAUAGUUAGAUACUUGAGGUGGUUAUCCAUCAAAUCAAAGUGCUUCAAUGUUGGUACCUACAGACGUAAGCUUGCGAGUCUGCAAGUUGACGCUGAGUUUUUUAGCCCAAAUAAUGAAGAAGGUUUGAGAAACAGAAUGGAAGCGGCCAAUACUGCCGUUGAAGAUAUGAUGAAGUGGUUUACAGAAGAAAAUGGAGUUGUGGGUAUAUUGGAUGCCACUAAUUCCACAAGAGAGAGAAGAGAUUGGAUUUUAAAAUUAUGCCGUGAAAAUUCGAUUGAACCCAUGUUCUUAGAGAGCUGGUGUAAUGAUAGUGAUUUAAUUUUGCAAAACAUCGCAGAUGUUAAGACCACAUCACCAGAUUAUUUGGACACGGAUUCUGAAUUUGCAACACAAGAUUUCUUAAGGAGGAUCAAGUAUUAUGAAGAGACUUAUGAAACAAUGGACCGAACUGUUGAUGCAUCUAAAACUUUUAUCAAACUCAUUAAUGUUAAUUCUCAUAUAAUUUUAAACAGAAUUGAAAGCUACUUAGAAAGCAGAAUAGUCUACUAUGUCAUGAACUUGCAUAUUAAGCCUAGAAGCAUUUGGCUUUCAAGGCAUGGAGAAUCGGAAUACAAUUUAACUGGCCAAAUUGGGGGUGAUGCUAAUCUCUCAGAGAGAGGCUGGAGAUACGCAAAAAAGCUUCCUGAACUUGUUUUGAAGUCUCUCGGUGAAGACGAGAAACAUACAAACUUAACAGUUUGGACGUCAACAUUAAAAAGAACUCAACAAACAGCAUCCUUUUUACCAUAUCAGAGGAAAUUGCAAUGGAAGGCUCUCGACGAACUUGAUGCCGGUGAAUGCGACGGAAUGACUUAUGAAGAAAUCGAAAACCAAUUCCCCGAAGAUUUUAAAGCCAGAGAUGAUAAUAAAUAUGAGUAUCGCUACAGAGGCGGCGAGUCUUACCGUGAUAUCGUUAUUAGGCUUGAACCCAUCAUUAUGGAGCUUGAAAGACAAGAAAACAUAUUAAUUAUCACGCAUCAGGCAGUUUUAAGGUGCUUAUAUGCAUAUUUUAUGAGCGUUCCCCUGGAAGAAUCUCCUUGGAUGUCGAUUCCUUUACAUACUUUGAUUAAGUUGGAACCCAGAGCAUACCUGACGCUUGUAAGUAGGAUAAAAGCUGAUAUUCCAGCAGUGAGUACCUAUAAAGAGAAAGGAACAUCGCAGCUAGGAGAGCUUACUAAAGGAACAAACAUUUCCAAAAGUAGGGACCUCAUAAAUGAGAGUAAUUGUGCUAACUUCUAA
Molecule: messenger RNA, 1374 nt
Organism: Priceomyces carsonii
Lineage: Eukaryota; Fungi; Ascomycota; Pichiomycetes; Serinales; Debaryomycetaceae
Product: fructose-2,6-bisphosphatase
Exons: 1
Coding region: 1-1374 (457 amino acids)
Biological process (GO): fructose 2,6-bisphosphate metabolic process; fructose metabolic process
Cellular component (GO): cytosol
Molecular function (GO): ATP binding; fructose-2,6-bisphosphate 2-phosphatase activity; 6-phosphofructo-2-kinase activity
Source: RefSeq, a predicted model, not a curated record